CCCACGCUAGCGGUUCCGGGUUGUGCAACACGUGAAUGCGUGCCCAGUCGCUGUUGGACUGAGCUACGGGUCACGGGAAGGAUUUGGCCAAGUUGGUUUUAUCACUUCGCGUUCUUUGGGAAGUUGCUCUUCCAUGGAGGUUUCCUGCGUUUUGCGCAGGUUGGGAACCGGGUAUAGAUCGCUGUGGUCAGUGCUUGGGUCGGCAGGAGCUGUCAGGCGCUUCUGUAGGGUUUCUUUCACUUACACGGAGAAUAAAGGCAAGUGCAUCCCCAAAUCCUGGCUGGGGAGGACAAGGUCUCGUCCCUAUAAAGAUACGUUAUGUCGACUUACCUCCACUGAUGCCUCCCAAGCUACCUUAGCCAGUGUAGCCCCUGUAUUUGCUGUGAUGCAGUUUGACAAAGCAGGAAAUAUAAUGUCAUAUGAACGAAAAAAAACUGAAUUGUAUCAGGAAUUAGGUCUUCAAGCACGAGACUUGAGAUUUCAGCAUCUGGUUAGCAUAAACUCGAGAAAUAGGAGGAUUAUUUUAAGGAUGGAGUUUUUAAAAGCUGUUAUAACACAAGACUAUCUUUUGAUACUGGAUUAUCGAAACUUGAACCUGGAGCAGUGGCUGUUCAGAGAACUGGCACCUCAGUUAGCAGGAGAAGGACAGCUGGUCACAUAUUCUCUGCCUUUUGAAUUCAGAGCUUUGGAAGCAGUUUUACAGCACAGGAUCAGCACUCUUCAAGGGAGACUUCAGUUUUUGCAGCCCCAUAUCCUGGAAACCUUGGAAGCUUUGGUGGACCCCAAACUUCUGUCAAUUGAUAGAAGCAAAUUGCACAUAUUGCUGCAAAGUGGAAAAAGUUUAUCAGAAUUAGAAACUGAUAUUAAAGUUUUUAAAGAAGCAAUCCUAGAAAUCCUGGAUGAGGAUGAAUUAAUAGAGGAGUUAUGUCUUAGCAAACAUACAGAUCCUCCAGUUGUAGAAGAGAACACUUCCAGGAUAGACCAUGCUGAGGAGAUGGAACUGCUGCUGGAGAAUUAUUAUAGACAAGCAGAGGAUCUUGCCAAUGCAGCUAGAGAGCUAAGAAUGCUUAUUGAUGAUUCAGAAAGUAUCAUUUUCAUCAACCUAGACAGCCACCGAAAUGUCAUGAUGAGGCUGAACUUACAGCUAACCAUGGGAACAUUCUCAUUGUCCCUUUUUGGACUUAUUGGGGUUGCCUUUGGUAUGAACCUGGAGUCUUCAUUUGAAGAGGAUCCUCAAGUGUUUUGGCUGGUUACAGGAAUUAUGUUUUUGGGCAGUGGAUUGAUAUGGAGAAGACUGCUGUCAUUUCUUGGAAGGCAUUUGGAGCCAUCUAUGCCACCCCCAGUGCCUUCAUUGCUUAAGAGAACAUACCCAUUAAGUGGAAGAGUAGAAACCAAGAAUGGCCACAAGGUAGAAUCGUUUGCAUCAAACAGGAGCUUCAUGAUGAAUAAAUAAGCUUCUAAGCUGCAAUAGAAGGACAUGACUGUUACCUGAAAGUGAAGAAUAGCUGAAAGGAUCAAGAGGAGUCUGUCAGUUGAUUUUUAUCAUAUCUGUACUGUGCAAUUUUGGAUGUUUUUAUCAUGUUUAGCAGAUAUAAAGAGACA
This is a messenger RNA of Xenopus tropicalis (tropical clawed frog), 1602 nucleotides long. It is a transcript of the gene mrs2, whose product is annotated as magnesium transporter MRS2. The record is from RefSeq and is a predicted model, not a curated record. Gene Ontology annotation, cellular component: mitochondrion; membrane; mitochondrial inner membrane. Bases 134 to 1453 code for a protein of 439 amino acids. The transcript is spliced from 11 exons. NCBI's taxonomy places the organism in Eukaryota, Metazoa, Chordata, Amphibia, Anura, Pipidae.